Messenger RNA from Argentina anserina (silverweed cinquefoil), 876 nucleotides. Its product is annotated as FH protein interacting protein FIP2-like. Bases 1 to 876 code for a protein of 291 amino acids. NCBI's taxonomy places the organism in Eukaryota, Viridiplantae, Streptophyta, Magnoliopsida, Rosales, Rosaceae. Gene Ontology annotation, biological process: protein homooligomerization. Gene Ontology annotation, molecular function: protein binding. The transcript has a single exon. The record is from RefSeq and is a predicted model, not a curated record.
AUGAACUCAAAGUCUGAUUUCUCCUCUUUUGUCCGCCUCAAUGUUGGAGGAAAGAAACUUUGCACUCACAUCUCUACUUUGACUAAGCGCGACCCUAAUUCUAAGCUUGCUGCAAUGUUUAGUACCGGGGAUCAUUCCCUGUGUAUAGAUGAAAAGGGAUAUGUCUAUAUCGACAGAGAUGGUAAAUCAUUUACAUACAUUCUCAAUUGGUUGAGAGAUGGUAGUGUUCCUACAUUAGAAGAUUCUAAGUAUUCGCAACUUCUAAAGGAGGCAGAGUACUUUCAGCUUGAAGAACUUGUAAGUUGUAUACAUCUCUUGCAGAUGAAUAAGAAAGAAAAAGAGCUGGGUACAGAAUUAACACGUCGUGAUAUCAUCAAGUAUAUACUCGAUAAGGAGCAUUAUUCACCUGAGCCGAAGUUUAGAGGUGUAAAUCUUUCUGGCAUUGAUCUUUCUGGAUUGGAGUUGACUGGAAUAAACUUUAGCUAUGCAUGCAUGAAAAAUACGUGCUUUGCAAAAGCAAAUCUUUCAAACUCAAAUUUUGACCAUAUCGAUGCUGAAGGUGCCGACUUUGACAAUUCACAUAUUGCAGAUUCUUCGUUUGAAACGGCAAAUCUCAAAGGAGCUAACUUUAGUUAUGCGAACUUGGGAAGGGCUUUCUUUCGUAUGGCAAAUCUUCAAGGAUCUACAUUUUACAAGGCAAAGUUGGGAAGUUCUAUUCUUGAUGGGACAAAUCUUCAAGGAGCCAACUUCAACUAUGCGAAUUUGGGAAGCUCUCAGUUUAGAGAAGCUGAUCUUGAAGGAGCUUCUGCAGUGGGUAUUGAAUAUGAUGAGGGCACGAUACCUUUUUCGGGCUAUGUAUCACCAUAUAUUCACUAA